Molecule: messenger RNA, 2499 nt
Organism: Adineta ricciae
Lineage: Eukaryota; Metazoa; Rotifera; Eurotatoria; Adinetida; Adinetidae
Source: the annotation of a GenBank genome assembly
AUGGAAAUGGGAAGUUUGGCUGGUCAUAACAGCAAUGAUCCUGAGGGACCACCAAAAGGAAGAAGAUGGUAUCCGACAACAUGGAAAGCUAUAUUAGCUAUAUUUCUCAUCGCGUGUUGCUUAUUGAUAAUCGGCGGAGUCAUCGUUCUAUCGAUAAUUCCUUUGUAUCUUUCUCAGAAGGGUACUGAUCAGUCAACUACUACUACUAAUCUUGAAAGAACGAUUAAAAUGGCAUUCGCAACUAACUACGCUAGUAGUGCAACUUUGCCAAUAACAAAUCUCCACUCACUGUCUCAGCAGAUCAAUGAACGCAUGGGAUACCAAUCUAAUAUUAUUGCUGUUCAAUCAGCCGCUUUAAAUGCUGCUGGGAAAAGGAGGAAACGAGAUACAAGUUCUGGCAUAUCUUGCAAUAUGACUAAUAAUGGAUCGAUUACCGGCACAUCGGAUAGUAGUGCUAUGUCGAUAUUAAUUAUCGUCAAUAGAUGUCCCAAAGGACAAUGUGGAACUGAUCACUGUAUUACGAAUUGUUUGAAUCAAAUCAAAUCAAAAUUUACAUCAGUAUUUGGUUCAAACACCGUUCUUCUUACUAUCCAAACUGCUGAUGGACAAGUCUUAUCGAUUUCAUGCACACUAUGCUUAUUCGAUGACGUUAUCGCACCUACUUGCACUGAUGGAAUCAAAAACGGCAAAGAAACAGACCAAGACUGCGGUGGUAAAACAUGUAUAUUGCAGGGCAAGAUUUGUGGUUCAGGACAGAACUGUAUUAAUGGAACAGACUGUACAAGUGGUGUUUGCACUCGUGGUGUAUGUCAAGCACCCAAAUGCAAUGAUGGAGUGCAAAAUGGUGGUGAGACGGGUAGAGAUUGUGGUGGACCAUGUGCACCGACAAAAGCUUGUGAUGAUGGAUCGGCAUGUGUUGCAGCAACAGAUUGCAAGACUGGUUGGUGUAAUAAAAACAAAAUAUGCAAAGCACCCACUUGUGUUGAUGGUGAACAGAAUCAAGGAGAGACGGGUGUUGAUUGCGGCGGAUCAUGUGCACCGACAAAAGCUUGUGAUGAUGGAUCGGCAUGUGUUGCAGCAACGGAUUGCAAGACUGGUUGGUGUAAUAAAAACAAAAUAUGCAAAGCACCCACCUGUUCUGAUAGUGAGCAGAAUCAAGGAGAGACGGGUGUUGAUUGCGGCGGAUCAUGUGCACCGUCAAAAGCUUGUGAUGAUGGAUCGGCAUGUGUUGCAGCAACGGAUUGCAAGACUGGCUGGUGUAAUAAAAAUCAAAUAUGCAAAGCACCCACUUGUGUUGAUGGUGAGCAGAAUCAAGGAGAGACGGGUGUUGAUUGCGGUGGACCAUGUGUAAAUAAACAAACAUGUGUCAAUGGAUUAACAUGCGCCAAAGGAUUGGAUUGUGUCAGCCGUUUUUGUGUCAAAAAUAUCUGUCAGGUGUGCACUUUAUCAUUUGAAAUGAGUAAUCCAAUCACAGUUGAUACUGACCCUAGAUCACUGGCUGUUGGAGAUUUGAAUAAUGAUCAGCAUCUGGAUAUCGCUGUAGGCCAUAAGGGAAGUCUUACAGUAAAGAUUUUUCUUGGAAAUGGUGCUGGAAGCUUCACAUUGAAAUCAACAAUUUCAUUUUCUAGUAAUGUAUUCUCAAUCGCUGCUGGACAAUUAAAUCAAGACAACAAUAUGGAUAUCGUAGUCGCCACAGGUUUCAGCCCUAAAAAAGUGUAUAUUUGUCAUGGAAAUGGAGAUGGAACUUUUGUGAUAGACCCAACGAAUUUCACACCAUCUUCUGUGGUCUAUUAUAUCAAAAUUGUUGACAUUAACAAUGAUCAACGACAGGAUAUCGUUUAUGGUUCCAUCUUUGAUAGCAACAUGUACGUACUUUUUGGUCAGAGCGGUGGAAGUCUUCAGAUGCAACCAACCAUCUCACUGAGCUCUUCCAUCAGAAUCACUGUGAUUACUGUCGAUUUCGAUGGAGACGGUAAUAUAGAUAUUGUUGCACUUGCAAACGGCCUAAAUCAACUGCUGUUACUUCGAGGAAAUGGUGCCGGAACAUUUUCACAAUCAGUUCUUGCGUCAUAUAGUGACAUUCCUGUAACAUUUGCCGUCGGGCAUUUCAAUGAUGAUAAUUUGCUGGAUAUUGUUGUCGAAGGACAACAACAAAAUUUUACAGAUAUACUUCUACAAAAUACUAACGGAAAUUUUACAUCAACAAUCAAUCGAGCUGUAGGAAGAGGGCAAUUAUACGUACUUGGUGAUUUCAAUAACGAUAAACAAGAUGAUAUUGCUGUAUUAUAUUAUGACGGCGGUCGAAGAAUAACUGUUAGACUUGGAUAUGGUGAUGGAACUUUGGCACCGGAUGUAGACACGAUGGCUCCUCUAAGCACUUAUUAUAGUGGAAUGACUACCGGCGAUUUUAACGAGGAUUCUCUACUUGACAUUGUUGUUACUAAUCCAGAGCAUAGCAGCAUCAGUAUUCUUAUAAACAAACUUUCAUGUCUCAAAUAA